Molecule: messenger RNA, 633 nt
Organism: Capronia epimyces CBS 606.96
Lineage: Eukaryota; Fungi; Ascomycota; Eurotiomycetes; Chaetothyriales; Herpotrichiellaceae
Exons: 2
Coding region: 1-633 (210 amino acids)
Biological process (GO): mRNA processing
Cellular component (GO): catalytic step 2 spliceosome; precatalytic spliceosome; Prp19 complex
Source: RefSeq, a predicted model, not a curated record
AUGCCUUCUUUAACGGAGUUGUUUGAGUCCUUGCCGUACAUCGAUCCGCACAUUACUGAGACAGAGCGGGCAAAAGCCACGGCGUUAAUUGCCCGACACCUCCCUCCAGACUAUCUCACCACGCCGCAUCCUGCUCUACCCCAUCUUGCUGCAGUCAACUUCUCCGACCUUUUCUCUCAAGAGAUUGAACGGGUCGGUGCGGGUCAGCCCCGCCAGGGAGGAAUUGAUCUGUCUCGCUACGAGGCACCCAACGAACCGGCCAGUGAGAGCAGUGAAGAAGUGAAGCGCCAGGCACUACGGAAUGCAUACGUCUCCAGCACGUUCCUGUCAGGUAGACAUACCAACCUCCAACUCCUGGACCAAUUCGGGAAGAAUGCUUGGCUGGUCGGCAAUUCCCAAGUAGAAGCAAUCCUGAAAGAUCUGGAAAACGAACUGGCCAGAGUCAAGGCUGAAAGCGAAAACGUCAACAGAGCCCGAAAAGUGGCACAAGAACAGGCAAAGGGAGAACUUAUCGGGCUUGAAGAGAAUUGGAAGCGAGGAAUUGGCCAAAUUCUGGAGAUCCAGGUUGCAACAGCUAAAUUACGGCAACAGGUUCUUGAGCGGCAACGCAUUGCUGCGGCUUCCGGCUCUUGA